AUGAGCAGCUUUGGAAGAAGAACAUGGGAUAGAAAAGAAUACGCUGAACUUGCUAAGCAAGGUCAACAAACAUAUGAGCAGUCGCUUCGAAGUUCAUUGACAGAUGUUCAAUUACAACAGCUCAAGGACAAGUAUACAGAUCAUCAUGCAUUGAUGCAAGGCACUAUGAGUGGUCUGAACCAAAAUACCCUCGUGACAGGUGUUAGUUCCUACAAAAAGGGUAAACAAUUUGGGUUCUACUGCGAGCUGUGCAAUAUGACGUUUAAAGAUAAUUUGCAAUACAUCGAUCAUCUAAAUCAUAAGACUCACGAAGUGAAAUUCGAAGCAGUUUUCGAUGAACCACUAGUGAAUGACACACGAGAUAACGAUGAUCUUAGGACGGAAGAAUUCGAAAGCUUUUACAUAGAAACUGUCAAGCAUUUCGUUAACGAUCAUCAACCGAAAGAGAAAAGAGUUCACAAACCCAGGGGAAAGCGACCUAAAACUACUCCAUCUCAAGAUUCCAGUGAUAUUUCCAAGAUGAUGGGUUUUGGUUCGUUCGGAGGCGUCAAAAGAUGA
This is a messenger RNA of Torulaspora delbrueckii, 558 nucleotides long. RefSeq names its product U4/U6-U5 snRNP complex subunit SNU23 (gene SNU23). Bases 1 to 558 code for a protein of 185 amino acids. Gene Ontology annotation, biological process: mRNA splicing, via spliceosome. Lineage: Eukaryota; Fungi; Ascomycota; Saccharomycetes; Saccharomycetales; Saccharomycetaceae. The record is from RefSeq and is a predicted model, not a curated record. The transcript has a single exon. Gene Ontology annotation, cellular component: spliceosomal complex; U4/U6 x U5 tri-snRNP complex.